Molecule: messenger RNA, 1027 nt
Organism: Capsella rubella
Lineage: Eukaryota; Viridiplantae; Streptophyta; Magnoliopsida; Brassicales; Brassicaceae
Product: proliferating cell nuclear antigen 2
Exons: 4
Coding region: 101-892 (263 amino acids)
Biological process (GO): translesion synthesis; mismatch repair; regulation of DNA replication
Cellular component (GO): PCNA complex
Molecular function (GO): DNA polymerase processivity factor activity; DNA binding
Source: RefSeq, a predicted model, not a curated record
UCUCAGAACUUUUCGUUUUCAAGAACCCUAAAAACCCUAAUCGAACGUUUCGUCAGAAACUCUUAAGCUUUCGGAUAAUUUCACAGAGGAGAAGAAGAAGAUGUUGGAGCUUCGUUUGGUUCAAGGUUCUCUACUGAAGAAGGUUCUUGAAGCGGUUAAGGAUCUGGUGAACGAUGCGAACUUCGACUGUUCCAGCACAGGGUUCUCGCUCCAGGCCAUGGACUCGAGCCACGUCGCGUUGGUGUCUCUUCUGCUUAGAUCUGAAGGUUUCGAGCACUACAGGUGCGAUAGGAACAUCUCUAUGGGUAUGAAUCUUGGUAACAUGUCCAAGAUGCUGAAAUGUGCUGGGAAUGAUGAUAUCAUCACCAUCAAGGCCGAUGAUGGUAGCGACACUGUCACUUUCAUGUUUGAAAGCCCCACGCAAGACAAGAUUGCUGACUUUGAGAUGAAGCUGAUGGAUAUCGACAGUGAGCAUUUGGGAAUUCCUGACGCUGAGUACCACUCAAUUGUGAGAAUGCCGUCUGGUGAAUUUUCCAGGAUAUGCAAAGAUCUCAGUAGCAUUGGUGAUACAGUUGUGAUCUCUGUGACAAAAGAAGGGGUGAAGUUUUCAACAGCAGGUGAUAUCGGGACAGCAAACAUUGUGCUCAGGCAGAAUACUACUGUCGACAAACCUGAAGAUGCUAUUGUGAUAGAGAUGAACGAGCCUGUUUCACUUUCAUUUGCAUUGAGGUACAUGAAUUCCUUCACAAAGGCUACUCCAUUGUCGGAAAUUGUGACGAUCAGUUUGUCCUCUGAGUUACCGGUUGUGGUGGAGUACAAGGUGGCUGAGAUGGGUUACAUUCGAUACUAUCUGGCACCUAAGAUUGAAGAAGAAGAAGACACUAAACCCUAAGAAUGAUGAAUGUUUCUUAGUUUGUAUUUGAGUCCUUUGUUGAAAAGUCUGUCUUGAUUCAGCUGUUUUCUGGAUUUACUAUGUUAAGGCAACGCUCAAUUAGUUAAUCUGAUGACAAAGUUUGUGUUUUUGCAA